GGCAGUUCCGUUUAAUGUCUACUUCCUUGACGACCGUGAUGAAGUUAAAUUGAAGAGGUGACAAAAAGGACUUGAACAUGGCUGACGAGGAAGAUUUGACUCCUCCAGCUGUCAACAUGACUGACGAGGCAGAUUCGACUCCUCAGGCUGCUGACACAGCCAUUGAGACAAACCAAGAGCCUCAGUGUGAUAGACCAACAAUGGAAGCAGUCAGUGUAAUAGACCCAGUGACUGCUAUGGGAGAUAUGGAGGAACUGGUACAGAAUUUGGAUGUUGAUCCUUACAAUGAGGACCAGACUGAGCUGAGAUUUUUACAUUCCAAGCCAUCUUGUUUCAUAGUGAUAGGCAAACCUGGUGUUGGUAAGACUACACUGGCCAGACGACUUGCACAGGAGUGGAAAUGUCAACUCAUUAAUUCCACUAAUUUGAUCAAUGAGAACUUGGAACUGCAGACGGAAAUUGGUAAAAAAUGUCUGGAAGUUCUCACGAAAGGAGAAGCAGUUUCAGAAGAAAUGGUCUUCAGCAUGAUACAAGAAAAAAUUAACUCCCCUGAAGUAGCUCACCAUGGUUAUGUCUUGGAUGACUUGCCUUGCCUUUCUGAAGACUUUAUGACGAUAAAAGAUCAGAUUGAAUUAAUAAGAAAUUGGAAACUCAAACCAGACUUCAUCAUUCAUUUGAAGAUUUCUGAUAAAGAUUUGGACAGACGAAGAAUUGGAAUGAAAAUAGACCCUUUCUCAGGCAACAUUUAUGUAAAGGAUGUUUAUGCGCCUGAAAAACGCCCAAAACCUCAGGAUGAUGAUAAGGACCUUGAAGAGGAAGAAGAAGAGGAAGAAGAGGAGGCUGAGGAUGAAGAACUUGCAGCUGAUGCUGAUGAAUCAUCGAUUCGCCUGCCUCCUGAAGUUGUUGAACGCCUCAUCACUAGACCAGAUGAUCUACCUGAACAGGUGGAGCAAAACAUCCGCAACUACAAGAACAACAUGCUCAGAAUGUUAGAGGACUAUAUGGCAGAUCAUGACCAGCAGUAUUUGGUUGAAAUGGAUUCAAAUCAGAUGUGUGCUGUCAUCUUCAAGCAACUCAUGCAAAGACUGGAAUGCUUUGUUUUGCGUCCAGCGGCUGUGCCAACACGUCUCUUUGAACCCGAGGAAGAAGAUGUCCCAGAGGAUAUUGAGACCGAUGAACUGAUGCGAGCGAUGGCACCCAAACAGAUGGUGGCACCCAGGUUCAGGUGGCGCAGGAGCAGGUGGUUGAGGAACUGUCCCGUUGCCCUGUUUGAGGGAAACAUUGUGGGGGGAAAACCAGAAUUCGUUGUAAGUUUUCUGGAUAAAAUGUACUUCCUCUCAAGUGCUGAAGCAAUGGAGAAGUUCAUGAAGAAUCCAAGACCUUACUUGCUCCCUCCACAACCAAGACCACCAUGCAAGUUUUCUGUUUUGGGACCACCUCUCUCGGGCAAAACCACACUCUGUCAUCUGCUAGCACAGAAGUAUGGAGCUACGGUCCUAGAUAUGGAUGAAUUGAUUAAACCUAAACAGGAAGAGGAGAAGAAACGCCAGAUCGAGCAGGCUCGAGCUGAAGCCACGGAAAGUGCGAUUGUGGCUGUAAAGGUUAAGAUCAAGGAACAGAUGGAGGCAGAAGCUGAGGCAGCAGCCGCAGCCAGAGAAGCAGAACUGGCUGCUCAGGAGGAGGCAGAAGAGGCAGCAUUGGCAAAAGAAGAAGAAGGAAAAGAAAAAAUUGACAGCGAUGAGGAGAGUAAAGAUGGAAGCAAGGAAGAGAAAUCGGCCGACUUGGAACAAGAGACUGGUCCGUCGGAGACCCAGGAAGAUGAACAGGCUGAACCAGCUGAGCCCACCGAGUCAGCUCAUCCAGCAGAACGAACCGAGAUGGAGCAAUCGGAAUCGGAAAAACCUGAUGACGAGAAUGUCCAGCCACCAGAGCCCGAAGUUGACGCCACUCAUCCUGAUGUUGUGGCCAUUGUUGACGCUGCUGUGAAAGAGGCUGAGAAGAACAUCACCCAGCUGCCGCCCGAGGUGUACGUCGACGUCAUGGAAGCUGCCAUCAAGGACGCAGAGAGAGAACUUCGCAAGAAGAACAAAGAAGAAGGAGCAUUAAAUGGCGGUUACAUCUUUGAUAACUUCCCAGCGACUCGGGAUCACUGGAAUGCAUGUGUGGAGAAGGGCGUUCUCCCUGAUAACGUGAUAGUAUUGCAGGACCGCAGUACCAACAGUGAGAAUUUGACCAAGCGAUACUACCUUCUGCAACGUGACGAAAUCGAUGAGAAAAUCAGACUUCGGAUCGAGAAGGAACAGGAGUCCAAACGGAGAGAAGAGGAAGAGAAGAGACUUCAAGAAGAGAGGGAGAAACAGAGAAUAGAAGAAGAACUUCGACAAUUUGCUGAAGAAGAAAGACGGAGGAAGCAAGAAGAGGCAGAGGAAGAGGGAGAAGGAGAAGACCUUGAAGCUACUCAGGAUGGUGAGCAACCCGUGGAGGGCGAUUCUUCUGGUGACCAACCUCAGGAGGCUGAACCAGACACCGAGGCAACCCAGGGUGAGGAGGCAGCUAAAGCAGAUGUGCCUGAGGAUCAGUCAGAAAGUGUGUCACCUGAUCGCACUAAGUCAGAUGUACCUGAGACUCAACAAGAAAGUGCGUCUCCGGAACGCACGUCUCCGGAACGCACUAAGUCAGAUGCAUCUGAGAAUCGGCCAGAAGAGCAAGAAGAGGCUUGGGUUCCUGAAGAAACAAAAGAAAUUAAAAUUCCUACUGGUCCAGAGCUAGAAGAGUUCCGUCAGAAACUUAGUGAAUUUGACAAAGAGUUUAGCAGUAUUGUUGGAACCAUCACUGGGUCUGCUGGCAUUGAACCCAUAGAAGUUGACGUUGGUGAAAAAGGCAUUGAAGGUGUUCUGCAGGACUCUGUCAUUCAAGUUGAAAAGCAGUUUACCUACACUGGCUGGGAGUUCUCUGGGAUGGAUCUAGAUGAGGAGGAGGAGGACAUGGAGGCUGAUGCUGCAGAGGAAGAGGAGGAGGAGGAAGCGGCAGAGGCUGAGGAAGAAGAUCCAAACCGCUCCAAAAAGAAACCUCUUGGUGACACAAAUCACUUUUGUCCUGUGGCUCUCACAGACGAUGGCGUCUUGUUUCCGGGAAACCCAGAAAUUGCCGCCAGAUACAGGGAGAAGGUUUACUAUCUGCAGUCUAGUGAAUCAAGAGAUACAUUCCUGGCUGCUCCAGAAAAAUAUUUGCCGAAAAAUAAACCGCUAGAUCCGCCGCCAAUCCGGUUACUCAUACUGGGUCCACGUGGGUCAGGAAAGUCGUUACAUGGUCGACACCUUGCCAAGAAACUGGGCCUGUUCCACAUAUCAUUCAAGGACAGACUGCAGGAGCUGAUCAUUGCAAAGACCAAGAAAAGGGUUGGACCUGAAUAUGAAGACGAGAAUGAGUUGAUACCAGAAGACCAUGAUGAAGACGAAGAGGAGCCACAAAGUGCUAUUACUGCUCCUACCAGUGACUCAGCAAUUGAGAGUGACGGGACAGCCAGAGCACCUGACAGUGAUACUCAGACCGACUCCCAGGGAGGAGUAACUCAGACAGAGUCUAAAGAUGAAAAAGCCGAAGACGAAGAUGAAGAGGAUGAAGAGCCCCAAUUGACAGAGGAUGAGGAAGCUAUCCGGGCCAAUCUGGAGUCAGACGAGCCGCUACCGGGAGAAGUGCUGGACAACAUCAUUCCACAGUUCUGGCAGAAGGAGUCCUUUAAGUCAACUGGAUUUAUUCUGGAAGGCUUUCCACGUACGGCUGAUGAAGUUCGCUACAUGGCUGAUUCUGGCUUAUUCCCGGAUGCAGCGAUCAUCAUAACUGUGUCGGACACUGAUGUCAUCGGACGUCUACUGCCACCAAAACUCAGUAGGUGGAAAAUAAAACGUGACAAACUCAUGGCAAGGAAGCAGAAGAGGAAGGAAAAAGCUAAGAAGAAAAGGGAUACUGCAAUUCAGAAAAGACGCGAAGAGCUGACGAGAGAAGCUGAGGAGAGAAAGAAGGAAAAAUUAGCUCAGCGUCAGUUUGAGAAGGAAGACGAGGAUUACGACGAGGAGGAAGAAGAGGCUGAAGACGAGGAGGAAGAUGACAUCGAAGCGGUCCUCGCAGAAGAGUUUGAGGAGGAGGAGGACGAGGAAGAGGAGGAGGAGGAAUUAGAAGAAGAUGCCAUCGACCGAAUAAGAAAUGAACUCAAUGAAGUGUACGACAAUGAUACCAACAGGCUCGAGAUGGUGCAGGAAACACUGGAAGAACUGUUUAUUCCACGUUUGGAAAUCGAUGGCAGUCGGAAGCCGCAUAUUAUUCGUUACACCAUGACGAAGAAGCUGAAACGAUUCGUUGAAUAUCGACCGAGUAUAUUUGAGCGAGUCUAUCCUGUUAGUGAGAAGGUGGCCAAGAGAAUGCUGCAGGCUGGGUACAAACAGCCCAGCAGGUUUGGUCGAUGGUGCCCAGUCAAAUUGUCUGAUGGUGAGUGUAUUCAGCCUAUGAGUGGUCCUGGUCACCCUACGUAUCCGUGUGUGUACCGGGGCUAUAUCUACUACUUGUCCUCGAUGGAAUGUCGAGAACAGUUUGUACAGAACCCCAUUGCGUACCUCAAGCAGCCGUCACCAAAACCAGUCGUACCAAUCAGACUUGCCAUCAUUGGUCCUCCCAAAUCGGGAAAAUCAACCAUUGCCAAGCGGUUUGCAGAUGAUUAUGGUCUGAUGCGGCUGUCUAUUGGCGAGGCCAUGCGGACAAUCCUGUUCAACCAGCCAUCAUCCGAGUUGGCCCGUCAGAUGAAUGAGUAUCUGUAUAAGGGUCUCACUGUCCCCGAUGAGCUGGCAGUCAAAGCUUUAGAAGUGUGCUUGCUGGACAUGCGCUGUCAGAGAAGAGGUUUUGUCUUGGACGGUUACCCAAUCUCCAAACGACAGAUUGAGCUGAUGACUGAACGCAGUAUUAUUCCAGUGCGUGUGGUUGAACUGACACUAGAUAGCAAGGAAAUCAUGGUCCGAGGAACCAAAGACAGAGUCUCACCUGACAGGGUUCUACCGUUGCAUGAUAGUGCACAAAUCUUGUACACAAAAGUACAAGCUUACUAUCAAUCAGCUAAAGAUAUCUACGACUGGUAUGACAAAGAGCACAUGAACAUACAGAAGAUUGAUGCAUCACAGUCCAAAUGGGCAGUGUGGAAUGCCGUCAUUGCACUUUCUGAGGACAGUGUUAAACAAAUACAGAACUAUUUGCAGAGAAUUUCAGAGGGCAAGGCUUCUUCUAUUGCCAACAUGUGCAUCACACCAAAAGAAUUCUGCCAGAGGCUUGGUGAUUUUGGCCAGUACUGCCCUGUUAGUUUGGCUUUACGUGGAGAGCUGGUGGACUGCUCAACCAGUCCCAGUCUGGAGUUCGCUGCAGAGUUCAGAGGUCAUUACUACAAGAUGGGUGGGAAAGAGGAGCUUGAGCAGUUUCUGGCCGAACCGGAGAAGUUUGUGCCUCCUCUUGCUCCAAGACAUUUGCCACCUAAAGAAUUGUUGCCAAAACGCAAAAGCCCAGAAGACAUUCCUUCAAUGAUAGAGAUAGAGCUGCAAGGAUACUGUCCAGUCACGUUCCUUGAUGGAAAAUGCAGAUAUGAAGCCAUUGUUCCAGGAAACCCAGAUCUCAUUGCAGAGUACCAAGGAAAGUUUUUCUAUAUGGAAACUGAAGAAAAAUUACUCAAAUUCAUGAAAUUACCCAAGGAAUACUGGAACCUAAAACUUCCACACAAAUUACCCCCACGCAAAGAGCCACUUCCAGUCACAGGCUUGCCAAUGCUGGGAUAUAUGGAACAGACAGUUGCCGUGGCAAUUAUAAAAGCUUUAACAGCUGCAGGAAACUUUAAGCCAAAAUAUCCUUUCCUGACUACAUCAAGGUCAUCCCUGAUCUACGUAGCCUAUCACUUGAAAGCCUUCAAUCCGAAGAGUUCCGACUAUGUCCGAAAGAAGUACAAGAAAAAACUUGAGAAAUUUGAAGAAACCUGUAGUCUGAUCGACUAUUUGGGAAACACCAUGACGAUCAAAUACAAGGAAGAAAAAGACCGACCGGAUGACUUUGAUACAAAACUGGAAAUGUUCUUCGCACUCAGAGGCAUUGAACCGACUUCCACGUGGAUUGCAUAGUUCCAGUUCUGUACAACGUUUUAAACACAUAUUACCAAGGAUUAUAUCUUAGUGAAAACUGAAUUUAUGUAUGUGGUGAAUUUUGUUUGUUAUGACAGUGAGAAAUUCAUUAAAAUGCAUACAUAUGGUGAUAAGCUUCAUGAUCACCUUUCUGUGUUUGAACUGUUUGCCCAUAAUAUAUAUUUAUUAUUCUAAAUAUUACACAACAUUGAAGUAAUAUGCUAACAUUGACCGAUACAUAUAUUUUUUUAUAAUUUGUAAAUUUAACAAACUCGGUUGUUAGCAUGUAACAAGUAUUAUGUUUUAACCUUUGCCAAACUUGCAUUAAUGCAUAUUAUUCAUAAUAAAUGAAUUUGUUUUCCAGUACAAACAGAUUUUCUCUUUAAAAGAUAUUACUUUAAAGAUAAAUCCAUACCACAGCAUUACAUUUUUUAAAGUAAGUCUUGAAGGAUAAAAUCUGUGGGGGGUUUUUGGAUUUGUUAAACAUAAAUAUUUUAUCAGCAGAAAUGUUCGCUUAUUUAAACUCUUUUCACAAAUAGAUCAUUGUAGAUUUUUCAAAACCCACACUGUGAUAUUAAUUUGAGUAGGCCCUAUUUAAGAAGUGUGGGUUGGGAACCACAAAUGAUUAUAAAUAGAAUUUUAUAGAAGUAUUAUGUGUUUCAGUAUUAAUUGUGUCAAGAAGCAUGUUUAAAUAAUGAGUAUUUUAUUUUUUAAAAAUUGUUUGGUAUUGUUUUAUGUGUUAUUUACUUUGAAAUUAUUGCUAUAACAUACUUUAAAGGGAACAAAAAUGUAAAAAACCCAGUGACACCUCAGCAACUGUUUAACCAAUUAAAAACUUCACUUAUAUCCAAUAUGCAUUUAAACAAGUAUGCUGUGGGUGUUCCAGUAUUUAAUUUUUUUUUUAUUUAUAAUUUUUUAAUGAAACAAACAUGGGGAAAACAUUGGGUCCUGGUUUUUUUCUUUGUGUUUCCUGUUUUUUUUCUUUCUGUUCCCGGCACAAUAAAUCCAUUUAAUUAUAAUGUAUUAUUACAUUAAACCUUUUAGCUUCCAUUUCCAUUAAUUCGCUUCAAAUCCUUUAUAUUUACUGAUGCCAAAACAUAGUUUGCAAUGUUUUAAUUAGUGCUUUAAUGUAUUGCAUCCCAAAUACCUUUGUGACUUCCACUGUUUUUACAUUUUACACAAUAAUUUUUAAUACAGUUAUAAAAGUUGUGUUUAGAUCAAAUGCAAUUGCUACACAUUGUAUAUUUUGAGGCUUAAGUGACAUCAUUUUAUCUAUAUUAAUAUUUAAUGCUAUUUUCUACGAGGAAAGUUGUCGACUGUAAAUAUGGUACAUGUAAAUUGUUUGUAAUUUUUAUAGAUUUUUAGCUGAUUAAAAAAAAAAAGAAGUAAAAAAGAAGGAAAAUAAAAAAACUAAAACUUUCUAAUGUAGGGCUAAUUGUAUACUUCUGUAUUACGCAUAAAAUGAUAUUAAAAUACUAGUAUUAUCAAAUAUUAAAAUAAUAAAAGCAUAGUGAUAGUUAUAAGAAUAUGUCAAUUAAUAAAAUAUAGAAUAGAAAUAUGACAUGUAGAAAAGUGUAUUUCUUAUUUUUAUUUUGAUGAAGCAAGAGAUUAAUUACAUUGAAAAAAAAAAAAAUUCUAUAAUAUAUGCUAUUUUUAUUAUUAUUAUUUUUUAAUUCCACUGCCCCCUUUCCUUUUUGUCCCUUGAAUUCCAUCUCAUUUCUUCCCGAUCUGGCAACUGGUCUCUUGUGGCUAUCUGUGCCACACACCUGCCAUUACCCAUCAGCUUUUAGCCGUGGGCUUAGUCGGACCACUUCAGGGAGUAUUCAGUAGUUCUGGCAUUGUCAAGAGGCACUUGUAACCACCUACUAUACACCCCUACUAUCGGCGGUCGAGACAUGUUAAUAUUAGUUCAUCUUGGUUAACGGAAGUCUAUUAUUGAAAAAUACUGCUUUAAUAGUAAUGUAAACUUCAUCCCAGUCUCACAAGUUUAUCAAGUAUUACCAAUGUUUCAUGUACAAGAAGACAUACAAUUCAUUGAAUGAUGUGCAUGUGUUGUAUAGAACUAGUCUGUGAUAUUAUUUUUUAUGCUGUAUUUAAUGUACAUUCCCGUCCUCCAUAUAACCAACUUGUGAUGAAUUAGUGCAUUGCCUUUAUGAUCUUCUCUCCCAAUAUGUUUUAAAGGAGUAGACAUUUGUUGAUAUACUGUAAGUUAUUUUUUCUGUAAUCUUUUUGACAAAGAGAAUAAAUAUACAAUUGUAAAUGUGUAA
Messenger RNA from Gigantopelta aegis, 8413 nucleotides. RefSeq names its product adenylate kinase 9-like. The record is from RefSeq and is a predicted model, not a curated record. NCBI's taxonomy places the organism in Eukaryota, Metazoa, Mollusca, Gastropoda, Neomphalida, Peltospiridae. Gene Ontology annotation, biological process: nucleobase-containing compound metabolic process. The transcript has 39 exons. Gene Ontology annotation, molecular function: ATP hydrolysis activity; ATP binding; AMP kinase activity. Bases 78 to 6146 code for a protein of 2022 amino acids. Gene Ontology annotation, cellular component: cytoplasm; mitochondrion.